Messenger RNA from Drosophila gunungcola (fruit fly), 1689 nucleotides. It is a transcript of the gene Jupiter, whose product is annotated as microtubule-associated protein Jupiter. Bases 238 to 885 code for a protein of 215 amino acids. Lineage: Eukaryota; Metazoa; Arthropoda; Insecta; Diptera; Drosophilidae. The transcript is spliced from 7 exons. Gene Ontology annotation, cellular component: nucleus. The record is from RefSeq and is a predicted model, not a curated record.
CCCACUGCACUUUAGUCGCCAGACAUUUAUCGAAACGUGCACAUCACCAGCGGGCGUCCACCCACAGAAUAAUACACAUAUAUAUAUUGUUAUAGCCAAUAUAUCCUUCGAACCGAAAAAUACUCGCGAGUGCAAAUCAAAGUUUUCUAGCUUUUCUUUAUUUUUCCAGUGUGAAAAGUAAAGCAAUUGCAUCCAUCCAACAGAGAGAUUAUCCUUUCGCAAACAAACAAAACAGAAAUGGCCGCCUACGCUGCUUUCAAACACGUUGAGCUUUAUAAUGUGGGCAAAGCCAAAAAGAGGGUGCUGAGGCCUCCGGGCGGCGGAUCGAGCGACAUCUUUGGAUCGGAGAUGCCCCAGACCCCCAGGAAUGUAAAGAAUCGCAUGGUGUCCAACAUAUUCGCUGCCGAGAAAGAUAAUGGAGUGAAAAACAACGUACGACAAGGAGCUCACAGAUUCUAUUUCAUUGGUGAUGCACCACGUCGCGGCCAGAAGACCGUCGACUCCCACUCUCGGCUGUUUGGGGAACCCUCCCGCCCGAUCACGCCCGGCAAGAACCACAUGAAGAGCAGCAUUCCCUUUGGCGGACAGAACUCAGAGGCAGCCGCCGCCCAGAAGCUGCUGACCACCAAUGGCCACUACAACGGCAAGAGCGGAUCGGUGUCCUCUGCCUCGUCUUCGGUGUCGUCCUCGACCGAGAACCUCAAGAUGAACAACGGCUCGAGAUCAGUCUUCCGCAAUAUGAGCAAGGGAAAUCCUGUCACAGGCGAGGGCUACAAGGCAGGAGGCAACGACUUCCACCAGCGCCAGGAGUCUUCGAAUGGCGGCACUCCGGUGAUCAACAAGAACCGUGUCCCACCAGGCGGCUACUCGUCGGGACUCUGGUAAUGACGACAGGAAUUGCUCAGAUCCCAGCACAAGCAAUGUGGGGCCGUUGGCGGGACGAAACACCAUACAAGAAAGCAACAAAACAAGCAAAAAAUCAUACUACCCAUAUAAUAUUACGCAUACCCUACCCCUAAAUCCAAGAAAAACAGCUCAGAGAUCCAUCCGAAUGGCAGAUUAAAGAGAGAUGGCCAACGAAUAUUUAAGCGAGAGAAUAACAAUUGCUCAACGAUCUGAAGAUGCAGGAGAAGAGCAUCGAUGCUGUACACCCAAACACCCAAACGAGAAUUAAUCAACCACAUUUAAGCGGCCGACGCACUUUACCUAUCACUACCAACCACCAAACCAUCACCACCCCAUUGCAAAUCUGUAAUUUAAAUUCCUUAGUUCGUGUAAUUCCAUGUAACGCGUGUAGCCUGUAGCCCCCACAAGAUACGCCCACGUUGAAGCAUCCGAUCCCCGCCCCGGCAUCACCUGCGUAUUAUUUGAUAUUCCGGUUAGGUAGGACACCUUCUCUACGUUACUGCGAUGCGAACGGAGGCGGUCGGAUGGGAUCCUUCGAACACCUUUGGACUUUCGAUUUAAUUCUAGUUGCAUACUACACGCCACAUCUAUAUUUAUAUUUAUACCAACCGCAUUCACACGAACACUCACAUAAACACAUACAUAAUAUACAAUGUAUUGCAUUACAUUAAACAUGUAAUUUAAACGGUACGCCUGUACGUACUAAUGUGCACGUACUAAUUAAGUGUAAAAAUACAAAAUUCAAGCGCGAAUCUUUGUUCAAUAAAAACCUUUCGUACAUAA